Messenger RNA from Drepanopeziza brunnea f. sp. 'multigermtubi' MB_m1, 1656 nucleotides. RefSeq lists its product as uncharacterized. Gene Ontology annotation, biological process: protein phosphorylation; mitotic G2 DNA damage checkpoint signaling. The record is from RefSeq and is a predicted model, not a curated record. Lineage: Eukaryota; Fungi; Ascomycota; Leotiomycetes; Helotiales; Drepanopezizaceae. Gene Ontology annotation, molecular function: ATP binding; protein serine/threonine kinase activity. Gene Ontology annotation, cellular component: site of double-strand break; cytoplasm; nucleus.
AUGGCUAACAUGGCACCAAUGCAGAGUCAACUAGACCCUUUGCCCCGCGACCUGCCUUUCCGUAUAAUCUCAAAAACCAUAGGAAGAGGAGCAUAUGCAUCCAUCAAAAAGGCAAUUCCGCCCACAGAUACAACCCCCGUCUUCGCAGUCAAGUUCAUCCACAAAGCGUACGCGGUAAAGCAUGGCCGCAUAUCAGCAAAGCAAAUCGCCAUGGAGGUGUCCCUCCAUUCGCAUAUUGGCCAGCAUCCCAACAUCAUAGAAUGGUUUGCCACCGGCGAAGAUGCGGUCUGGAAAUGGAUUGCCAUGGAGUAUGCAGAGGGCGGGGACCUAUUCGACAAGAUCGAGGCCGAUGCGGGGGUCAGCGAGGAUAUCGCACACUUCUACUUCAUGCAGUUGAUCAGCGGCGUCAAUUACAUGCACUCGAAGGGCGUGGGCCAUCGUGACCUCAAGCCGGAGAACAUAUUGCUUUCGGAGAGAGGAGAUCUCAAGAUUGCGGACUUUGGACUGGCUACGCUUUUCGAAUACCAAGGAGCGACGAAGAUGAGUAGCACGAUGUGUGGGAGCCCGCCAUACAUUGCUCCGGAAGUCAUUUCUUGCUCUAGGAAUACCCAAUCGAGAAAUGUGUCGAACGCAGCUGGCUAUUUGGCAAACAAGGUGGAUAUCUGGUCUUGCGGCGUGGUUCUGUUCGUCUUACUGGUUGGGAAUACUCCAUGGGACGAGCCGACAUCGCAAAGUUGGGAAUUCGAAGAAUAUUUAGGCAAGAAUGGACGAAGUACGGACGAACUCUGGCAAAAGCUACCACCUACUACACUCUCAUUACUCCGCGGGAUGAUGAACGUAGAUCCCAAUAAACGCUUCAACUUUCACCAAAUCAAGCAACAUCCCUGGUACACCCGCCAGAAUCGCCUGGUAACUGCAGAAGGUAGAUCCAAAGACCCUCUCCGCCUUGCCACCGAAAUGCUUGAGAACCUGCACAUCGACUUCAACAAGCAGCCUACCCUCUCCCAACGAGCCCGAGGGAGCCAAGACGCAAUGGACAUCGACUCCGACAACCAGCGCCCGCGCUUCUCCUUCACACAGCCGGAAACGCCCAUCAAUGACAUCCUCUUCGAUUGGGAGCGCAUCCCCCGCGCCCAUGCCAAUGCCUUCAGCGCCAGCCAGCCAACUACUGCCCACGAGAGCGGCAUCUGCACCAUGACCAACGGCGCCGCGCACCCUCUCGAGUCUCUCGCCGACGAACCGAGCAUGAGCCAGUUCGCAGCCGUGCCCGCCGUACCGAUGAGCCUGACGCAGCACGCGCGCCAGUUCCGAGAUAUUGUGCCGAACUACUCGCUCACGCGCUUCUUCUCGCAGCUUUCGGCGCCCUUGCUGCUGCAGAUGCUAAGCGAGGCCCUGCACCAACUCAACGUUCCCAUCCCGCCCGUGGCUCAGAUGCAAGGUCGCCAGCACGCCGGCUGGAUCAAGGUCAAGACGGUGGAUGGCAGGCAAUGUAGUCUGAGCGGUGAUAUCGUGGUCGACACGUACAUCACCGGCGAGGCGGAGCUGCUCGAGGUGCGCUUUGUGAAGGUCAAGGGCGAUCCGCUGGAGUGGCGACGCUUCUUCAAGAGUGUGGCCGUGUUGUGCGGCCCGGGUGUUUACAAGGGAGAGCAGCAGUGA